Molecule: messenger RNA, 13272 nt
Organism: Daphnia pulex (common water flea)
Lineage: Eukaryota; Metazoa; Arthropoda; Branchiopoda; Diplostraca; Daphniidae
Product: microtubule-associated protein 1B-like
Exons: 9
Coding region: 326-10834 (3502 amino acids)
Biological process (GO): microtubule cytoskeleton organization; regulation of microtubule depolymerization; dendrite development
Cellular component (GO): dendrite; neuronal cell body; synapse
Molecular function (GO): microtubule binding; actin binding
Source: RefSeq, a predicted model, not a curated record
GGUCGCCAAGGGCAACUGGAGAGAGAGAGAGGAAAAUUGUGGAUGAGGCUCCUCCAGCCGUUGGCCGACUGUCAGUUCCAUUUGCGACGUCGUCCAAGAUCCAUUGUCUCACAUUCUCUCCUCUCUCUCCUCUCUCUCUCUCUCCUUUUCCUAUUUAUUUCCCCCUUUGGCACUUUGAUUCGAGAGAGGAAUAACCAGUCCAAGGCGUACAUUACCUCUCCAACGCAACGCAGAGCAAAAAGCAGUCGGUUUGUUGUCUUCUGUACCCGACCCGAAAACAAAUCUCGGCCCGUCGAAAUUCCAUUGGCGAAUCAGAGCCGAGACGAUGGCCGACGAGACUUCGUCCGCCUCAUCGGCUUUCUCGCCGCUUUCCGGUGGCUAUUUGCUGAUCGUCCUCAGUGAGCCGCACAGCGAACAGCACAAGCAAGUCCUACUAGAACAUCUCGCCAAAGGACUGGCCUCGUGGGACAGCGUCGGAACGCAGAUCGAUAUCGAGUCGGAGCUCCGCAACAUCGCGACCCAAUGCCCCAACGGCGAAGAAGUCAGGAACGGAGAGAAACUGAUCCAGUUGGCUUCCGACUCGCUCGUCACUGAGAUCCUCAUCCAGCCGCAGUUGAGCACGCUCAAGCAGUGCAUGCGCAAUCUUCUGGCCUCGUUCACGCGCCAUCGGCACGUUAUUCACGCCGGCUACACAUUGUCAGGACCUGGAUCCUGGAUUUUACAAGAUGGAACCUACGAUUUUGGCGACUUUAUGCACAUCGUGCAAGACCCCGAAAUCCAGCGGCUCUAUCGAGCCUACGAAUCGAGCAUCACGAUGGACCUUCACUGCGCCGACGAGGGUCAAUGGAGCGCCGAGCAGAUCAAUCAGGAUCCUGCCAUCAAAGCCGCCAAGAUAUCCAUCAACCCGCCCGGUCGAUUGAGCGCCGCCGAGUCGCAGAGCCAACAAGACGCCGUCAAUUCUUUUAUCCGAUACAUUUCCGAUAUUCUGCCGUCGGUGACGUUGGAUCAUCUCCUGGAGCCAUCCGACGUCGUUGGCAACAUCCGGUUCAAUCACCCGACCCUCUACGUCUUCCCAGGCGGACAGGGAGACUCUGCCCUCUUCGGCAUCAGCGGAUUCAACAUUCUCGUCGAUGGAGGAUUCGGACGCAAGCCCUGCUUCUGGGAUUUCACCCGACACUUGGACCGGCUCGACGCGGUCGUCAUGACACGGAGCAAUGCCAGCUCUCUCAGCGGCCUGACGGGGGCCAUCUGCCGCAAAGCCGCCAGCCCCGUCUACCCGCAAAUGGGUCACAUCUUCUGCAAUUUGCCACGGGACGGUGAAGUUGACCUCGGUGACAUUGACCAGCAGAUCAAUGCGGCCGACUCUACUUCCGAAUCGCUCACUGUCAACAUCAAUGAUCUAUGCCGGGCCAUGUCGGCCGGCCUUGGAGCUUUACAGCUCAAAGCACAGCCAAUCUAUCGCUCUGCCACUCUGGAGCCCAUCAAUCUCUACCACAAGGUGGGGCACGGAACACUUGACAUGUUCAUCGUCAGUCCCAGCGCCAACAGUCCCGAGGUCAAGGAGCUCAUGCGUCUCUGGCGUUCUGGAGACGUUUCGACGGCUUUCCGGACCAUCAAAAUGGGCGGCAAAGAAUUCCGCAUUCCGCUGCUGGACAUUGUCUCGGUUUGCGCCCUGCUGGUGUGGCAGCCGGCCGAUCCCAACGAGCCCGUCACUCGCCUCCUGUUCCCAGGCAGUGCUCCUCAACACAAGAUCCUCGAAGGGCUGGAAAAGUUCCGUCAAUUGGAAUUCCUCAAGUCGCCCGUUUUCAUGGCCAAAGAUGUGGCCGCUCCGCCGUCCGCCGUCAUCACUCCGUCAUCCACGUCCAGCGCUUUCACCAAGAGCCCAGUCAAGACGAAGAGCACUUCGUCGCCUCGUCACACCCCAAUUGAACCAGUUCCUGUCAAAGUUUCGGCCGUCCGCAAGGAAGUGAGCAGCAAGCCGCCGCCCAAAGCGGCUGAUCAUUCCGGCAGCAAUGCCAAUUCCAAAGAGGCGGAUGCCAAGCCACGUCCGGCUCCUAAAGUCAUCAAGGCUGAUGUUCUGAGCAGCUCGUCGAGAACGGGCAGCACCGAACUGCGCGCCAAGAAAGCGGAAGCCAAGCCAACGACAGCAGCGCCCAUCAAAUCAACGACGACGACGACAGCGGCUAAGAAAGAGACGGCCAUGUCCGUCAACGGCGAGUCCAAUAAAACGCUGGCACCCAAAAUCAAAAAGGAUGUGGCCAACAUGAAAAUGGUCGAGGCCAGAGUUCACUCGUUCAAGAGUCCGGCUUCGUUGAAACGGGCCGAAGAGAUCACCAAGAAUAAAAAACCCGGCGAUGACAAGGACAUAAAAGACAAGGUUCAAAGAAGUCAGAGCCAAUCCCGCGAGAAACGCUCGGCUUCCAGCGUUCGGGGACAGCCAGCAGAUGAAGACAAGACGAGGGUUAAACUGGUCAAGAAGAUUGCUCCUUCGACAACGGAGGCGACGCCGGUCAGCCCUGCCAAAACGAUGACCAAACCCAUCAAGGCCAAGCCCAAGGAGACGAGCAAACCAGCCGAACCCAAAGCUCCCGUCGCCAAGGAGCCGUUAAAGAAAGACAAGCCAGCGGCUCCUAAACCUAAACCCGCAGCAGCUAAAGAGACUCCUAAACCGGCUCCCAAGGCCCCGGCCGCUUCAUCGUCGUCGUCGACUCCAUCAGGCAAAGCUGUCAAGCGACCAGUGAAAGCUGCCGCUGCUGCUGCUGCUACUGUCGUUGGAGCUGCUGCAGCUGUUGUCGCUGUGGCGGCUGUCACCACGGAGGAACAGCCAACUGAAGAGCAGCCGGCCGUUGUCGAAGAGGAUUUCAACGCGGUCGAGGCCCCUCAGGCGGCCAGCUCACCAAAACAAGACACACCGACCGAAGAUGGAGGCCAAGUGCCGGAUGAAACGAGCGUUCUGGAAGCGAUUGAGAGCCAGAUUUUGGAGGAUGUAGAAGCGGUCGAACAGCAGUCGCAACACGAUUCUGAACCAGAUCCUGCCAACGCGGAAGAUGAGGUCGAAGAAAAAGAGGAAGAACAAGCCGAAGAACAAGCCGAAGAGCAAGCCGAAGGCUCAGUCGCCGGAGAAGUCGCUGAUGCGGAUGAGGCGGAGGAGAGCGCCGAAAAAGAUGAGGAGGAGGUAGUGGAAGCCGAUGAGGAAGAAAUCGCCCAAGUGGAAGAUGGCGGAGAUGAAGGGGUCGGAUCUGAGGAGCCCGAAGUUGCUGACGCGGUUAUCUCCGAAGAAGUUGUCCAGACGGAAGAUGCUGAAGCGGACGCCGAGACAGAAGAUGCCGAAGUAGCCGUGACGGAUGAAGUUGUGGAGGAAGUCGCCGAGGAAGUCGCCGAGGAAGUCGCCGAGGAAGUUAAAGAAAAAACAGAUGACGAGGAAGUUAAAGAGAAAACAGAUGACGAGGAAGAAACCGUCCCAGAAACUGUUGAACCGGAAGAAUGCGACGAAAAAUCAGCCAACGAUAAGGAACCGGAAGAAGUAGCUGACGUCGAAGAAAAUGGAAAACCUGACGACGUUGUAGAUGUCCAAGACGAAGAAGAGGUGGCCAAUGAAGCCGAAGAACGAUCGAUCGAUAACGAAGUUGCGGUGGACGUCGCUCAGGUUGACCAACGAUCCAACGAUCAAGAUGACAACCUCGAGACGGACGAAUGCCCAGAACCGGUGGAAGAGGAAGAAAUUCAGCCGGCUGUCUCGUCCACAUCGGUCGACGCUGGCAGACCCAAAUCAGCCUCUCCACAGCCGGUUGCAUCCGGAGAUGAGAUGGCCAACGUGAGCGAAAAUGACAUAAUCGAUCAAAUUGAACAAAGUCACAACUUGGAUGCUACCCAACAAGAAAGUCCAAAGGAACAAGUCGAAGAGUUGCAAGAACCCAGUGAAGAGAAAGAAGUUGCAGAUAAAAAGGAUGAAAAUGUCGAAGAUGACAAAGUCGAAGAAAAAGAUGAAAAUGUCAUCGAAGACCAACACGAAGAAAUCGCCACAACCUCGCCAGAGCCGGUGGAAGAAGAAAUUCAGCCCGCCGUCUCAUCCCAAUCGGUGGAAACUAGCAAACCUCUUUCUCCUUCUCCACAGCCACAACCCGAAGAACAUCAAGACGACGACGUCGAAGAUGUUGACAGGGAGAAAGAAGUGGAAGAAGAGGAAAAAGUCUACCAGGAAGAGAGCUCCUUAGAACAUCAGACCAUUGACAAAGAACUCGACGAAGAAAAAGACAAAGAAGAAGAUCACAAACAACCGGAUGUGGUCGCCUCUCAGUUGUCUGGCCCAUGCGAUAGCUCUACCACUGAAGAGAUUCAAUCCAAAGAAAGCGCUGACGUUGUCUCUGAAAAAGUAGACAAUGUCGAAAAAGAAGAAGAAAUCGAUGACCAACAUGUUGAUGACCAACAUGAUAUUGAAAAACGCCAAUCACAUGAAUUGACUGUGGAGAGCACGGGCCACCAAGAGGAUGCCCUUUCAUCUCUCUCUUCCCUUUCCGACCUAGAACCAACGCCCGUCCUUGAUCGUUCCGGCGCUAGUCUCUAUGAAGAAGAACAGCAGCUAUCUUCGAUGGAAUCCCAACCGGAAUCUCAUCAAUUCACACAAAAGUCCGCCCCACAGAUGGAGGAGUCUUCUCCCAAAGAUAUGCAACAGACUACCAAGUCGUCGUCCUUAGCAGUGGUUGACGAUGAAUCUUCCGGCCCAUCGUCAGUUGAAGUCGAAGAAGAAUUCAAAGCAGAAAUCGUCGUUCGACCCGUUCCUAUUUCCGUCCCGUUAGACGUGGUCGAUUUUGUAGCUCCACAUCAACCAGCACCUAGCCCUCCUGUAGUCAAAUCUCCAGUCAAAGAAAUUCCUACCCCUCUGGUGCUGGACGAAGAGGACGAUGGUGUGGAAGUAGAGGAGGAAGCCUUCCAGCAGGAAAUCAAAACCAAAGAUAGUGCCGUGCCCAUCACUCCCGUCGAAGAAGAUCAGGGCGCUUCUUCUUUCAGCUACGAGGAGCCGCAAGGACAGAGUGAGGAUCGACAGCUUCCAUCCAGCCAAUUCAACUCGGAUAAGAAAGAAGAAUCAGCAGUUGACGGUACUGCAGUCUCCCGUUCCAAAGAGGCCGAAGCGGAGGAAUUCCGUGCCUCCAUCGACAACCAGUACGGUGAUUUCAUGAAAACCCCAGCCACUGAGGAAAAGUCCAAACAGAAGACGCCAGAGGAGAAACCUUCGACAGAAACGACCGUUGAGAAAAAACAGCCAGAAGAGAAAUGUGAGGCGGCCGUAGAGAAGAAAACCGAAGAAAAGAUUUCUUCUCCACUAGAAGCGAAAUGCGCUGCUGUUGAAGAAAAGAAGAGCGAGGAAGUCAAGAAAACCACUCCCGAAGUCAAACCCGCCGAGAAGGAGGAGGAGGAGGAGGUUGAAGAAGAAAUCGUUUCCAAGGUAGUAGACAACAAAUCCGUCAAAGCUGAAAAGGUCGAAGAAUCCAGCGUUAAAGAAAUCGCCAAAUCGCCUGAAACGAAGCCAUUGGAUGAAUCUGAUAUCCUUGAGAUGAUUGUGGGAGAUAUCGUGACCGAAAAGGUUGAAGUCUCGACGACGGACGACAAGUCUGUUAAAGUUUCUGUUGACUUGGAAGCUGAAGUUGUCAAAACCAGCGAGCACAUCGUUGAAAGUUUCCAAGCGGUUGACUCUGAAUCAACUCAAUCGACAAAAGACGCCGAUUCUCAUGAAAGUUUCCUGGAUAAAGUCAAAAACUUUGUCGAGGAUGUUAAAAGUUCUUUCGUAGAAGAUGUCAAAGUGUCCAAAAUGGAUACAAAGCCAGUGGAAUCGCAGGAGAAAGAGAAAGUCUCGUUGGAAGAGACCAAAGAAGUGUUUAAGAAGGAAGAACUUUCCAUUGCAGUCCACGACGAAGCCCAUCCAACUGAAUAUAUUGAAAAGAAAGACGUUAAGGAUUCCAUCCCAGAGGUUCCUAUUCAAACUACAGAUACCAAAUCAGUCAAAGUCGACGAAGUUGAAGUACCGCAAGUUUCGGGAAAAGAGAAAGGCUUCAUUGAAGAGGUGGUUCAGAAGAUCUGCUCAGUCGAACUGGUUGAAAAGGUUAGUGAAUGCCUUACCAAAGAGAAGGAGCCUACUGGAAUGGCAGCCAAGGAGGAAGAAGAGGAGUCUGUUCCAGUGUUUGAAAAAUGCGAGAAAUACGGAAAGACUGAAAAAGAUGUCUUAGCUGUAGUCGAGCCCAUCCUACAGGCAACUACUGAAACUGUUGUUUUAUCAGCGGAAGUGAAAUCCCAGCGAUCCUCUACUUCUGAAGCAGCUCCAUUGGAACUCGAGUUGGAUAUUCCCGAGAGAAAGCUUUCCAAUGUUUCGGCAUCGUCGAUCACUUCAGUGGAAAAGGACGCGAUAGUGGAAGCAGUGGUGUCUGAAAUUAAAACAACAGUUAGCGAAUCUGAAAAGAAGAUGGCGAAUAUUGAGUCUGAAAUUAAGUCGGCAACUAUUGAGACUGAAAUCAAGUUGGCAGCUAUUGAGGCUGAAAUUAAAUCGGUAUCCACUGAGGUUGAAAUUAAGUCGGAAACUAUUCAGGCUGAAAUUAAGUCGACAACUAUUGAGACUGAAAUUAAAUUGGCAGCUAUUGAGACUGAAAUUAAAUCGGCAUCCACUGAGGCUGAAAUUAAGUCGGCAACUAUUGAGUCUGACAUUAAAUCGGUAGCUAGUGAACCAGUCACAGAUACUACCGACCUCGUAUUCGUUGCUCCGGUCACUGCCAGCUCACCCAUCGAUGGACCAGAACUUCUGAAAGAACUCACGUUCCCACAAGGAUUGCCAUCCAAAUCGGAAACUGACUCCUCUCUUAACUCUCUAGUAGAUGAGAUCAAAGAAACCAUUCAAGAUGUCAAAGUGUCACUUACUGAAUCAACAACCAAAUCGGAAACCGACAGCACUCCAUCCAAAGACAAAGUAGAGGAUGUUAAACAAAUCCUCGCUGACGUCAAAGAGACAUUCAAACUUGAAUCCGACAAUUCGUCUAAAUCUCAAGUGGAGGAGAUCAAAGAAAUUAUUCAUGCUGAUGUAAAGGCUACUCUAGAAUCGGCGCCAAAAUCUGAAACUGUUUGCCACUCCGAAGACGAAGAAGUCAGAGAAACCGUUGCAGAUGUCAGAAAGGCAUCCCUUGAAAUGACAUUUGAUGCUGACUUAGCCAAACCUAAAAUGGAGGAGGUCAAAGAAAUAAUUUCGGAUGCAAGAAAUGCAUCCCUUGAAAUGACAUUUGAUGCUGAUUUAACCAAACCUAAAAUGGAGGAGGUCAAAGAAGUCAUUUCGGAUUUAAGGAAGGCAUCCCUUGAAAUGACACUCGAUGCUGAUUUAACCAAACUAAAAGUGGAAGAGGCCAAAGAAGUAAUUUCGGAUGUAAGGAAAGCAUCCGUUGAAAUGACAAUCGAUGCUGUCUUGCCUAAAUCUAAAGUGGAAGAGGCCAAAGAAAUUAUUUCGGAUGUUAGGAAAGCAUCCGUUGAAAUGACAAUCGAUGCUGACUUAACCAAACCUAAAGCGGAGGAAGCCAAAGAAAUCAUUUCGGAUGUAAGAAAAGCCUCUCUUGAAAUGACAAUCGAUGCUAAUUCGCUCACAUCCAAAGUGGAAGAGAUCAAAGAAAUUGUUGCUGAUGCAAAGAAGGCAUCCGUUGAAACGGCAUCAAAAUCCGAGGCUGACUUGCACAAACCGCAAGUAGAGGAGAUCAAAGAAAUCAUCCAGGAUGUCAAAGAGGCGGUUGAAUCAAUGUCGAAAUCUGAAUCAGUGAUAGAAACCCAAGUACAGCAGGUCAAAGAAGUGUCCUUUGAAUCAUCAUCAAAAUCAGAAACCGAAGAGGAAGCCAAAGAAAUCAUCCCAGAUGUCAAAAAGACAGAAGAAUUAGCGCUAAAAUGCGAAUCGAUCUUACAAGAAACCCAAGUUCAACAGGUGAAAGAAAUGUCCUUGGUUACAGAUUGUGAUGCCCAUUCAGGUUUGUCGUCCAAAGUAGAGGAAGUCAAAGAAACUAUCGAAGAUGUUAAAAAGAUGUCAAGUGACUUAUUUGCAUCAAAAAAAGAAACUGUAGAAGAAGUCAAAGAAGUUAUUCACGAUGUCAAAGAGGCAUCAUCAUCUGCUGUUUCGAAAGUAGCUGAAGUCGCAGAAUCCUUGUCCAAAUUGGAAACUAAAGUGGAAGUGAAAGCCGUCACUCCUGAGCUAGAAGUCAUUCCACAGGCCGCAUCCCAACUCAAGUGCGAUCCACUGGCCAAUUUACCAGUAGUCGCACUAGUUGAGACUUCCAAGAAUGUCAUCGAAGAAGUGAAACCGAAGAGCGCUGAUUUGGCUAAAUUAGAUGUCGUUGACAAGACGGAGCAAUUGAAACCGGAGACUAUUGAUUGCUCAAAUGUGUCUUGCUCAUCGUCGACUUCCGUCACCCCCAAAACGCCACUCUCGCCCAAUAUUGCCCGCCGAGAAGUCGCCGUUGAAUCAACGGUGAUCCCAGCAGCUGCUAAUUUGGAAUCCUUCGCGGCACCACCACCUACUCGAUUCGGAGACGACGUUAGAGACGGGAGUCAGCCAUCCAGUUUGGAUUCGAUGGAAGUCCAUUCCAAUUCUUCCACUUCUUUGGCUGGAGCCGAGAAACAACACGAAGAGGAUGAAGAUGAAGAUGUUGCAGCGACCUCACUGACGCCGACCAUCAACUACUUGGCAGCUGGAUACGAAGGUGUCAGCAUCAGCACUGCGAGCAAAUUAUCAACCAUAGCGUCGUCGGAUGGCGAAACUGAUGGAGCUCAACCUCCCAGUUUGGACAGCAACUGGUCAUCCAAGACGUUUGACAAAUUGACAUUGGCUGCUGAAUCCGGCGCUCGUCAUCAACCGGAAGAAUCGGCCUUCUCAAGCGGUCCUUCCAGCUGGGACGACAGAGAACCUGGUGCCCGACCUUACUAUGUCGUAUCUGAAUCGAUCAGUGACCGUUCGGCCACCAGCUCCAUCAUCUCCCAUGCUACCGACGACGAUUAUCCAGCUGAAAAGUUGGAUCGGCCGUCUUUGGUCAGCCACGUCGAACCUCGCAGCGCCACUGGCGAACUGAAUAUAAAAAAAGAAUUGGAUGUGGCGCCCGUCAGUCCUGUACCGUCCUCUCCAUUCAGCACCGAUCGCUGUAGCAGCCACGGUGACUUUGAAGCCAACAAAGAUUCUCUGUCCAGUAUCCAGACCUCGGAAUCGUCAGACUUUCACUUGGAAACCAAAGUGGAUGACUCGGCGUCCGCCAUCUCCAGCACCCGUUCAGACUAUUCCGAUGACCGAUCCGGCAGCAGCGUUGAUCCAACCCUUUUGCAACAGCAGCGGCUCGAGCAGCGAUCCCUGACGCCCCGUAGCGAUAUCAGCUGUUCGUCAGAGACAACUGACCCCGUUACGACAGCCAACACGACCCAACUGAUCCAACCGGGCCAGCAACAGACUCCAGUGGAUCUCAAAGCCAAUAGCAAAGCCGAGUUAGCCGAUCCUAAAUUGGCGCCGCACAACAUUUGGCUUAAAGAAAAGGACACAGCGUCGUCUCCGAAUCCAUUCACCGAUCAAUAUGUCGAUGACGAUACCGACCAUUCCGAACCGCUAGCCUCUUCCACGCUCUACUAUCAGCAACAGCAACAACCGCCAGUACAACAACAUCACCAACAACACCUGUCGGAUUUCGAGUCUGAUCGCCAUUCAGAUUCGCAAUCGUCGUCCGUUCCAGUUGCCGAGUACACGGACGAGUACUACGCUCAGCAUUUGGAUUAUGUUGAAACGACCCAGAAAUCUUCCCAUCCGCAUCCAGACGAGGCCUCAGAUCAGGAAGCGUAUCUGUACGAAUCGGAACACGACGAUCAAGACCACCAUUACCAUCCCUACGCGACCAAGUACAGCGACUCGUACGACGAGGCUGAUCUCUAUCCGACGGAGGAGGCCAUCAACGACGACUACCGUCACAUUGGAGAUCACCAAAAUGGCAACUCUUAUCACUACUACGAAAGCGGUGAGAGCGCCACGACCGAGGAGGUCGUCGGCAAUUUGCACGGCCAGUACGAGGACCUGAACCGCAACGACCGCACGCCGACAAGAGACGUGCAGCAUCCCUACGUGGCUCCUGAUGUUUACGAAUCCGAGCCCGCAGUUAUCAGUCCGACCAGCAGACAAUUGGACGUCACGACAGCUGCGACCACAUCUUCUUCGCGUGAUGAACGAGUGUUGCCACAAACGUCACCUCUUCCCAGUCCACAGCCUCAUCCGCUUUCGCAACAGCUUUCACCACAGCAGCAACAACAGCAACAACACGAAGACACAUUGGCUUCGUGGGGCAAGCCAUUGGGUUUACCAGCCCCUGUAGCUCCUGGUGUCGUCUUUUCCAGUAACGGCAGCAACGGUUCCCCGCUCAAGCGCCCAGCUACUGCAACCAACAACGGGCACAAAGCUUCCGACAAAGCCGCCAACGGCGCCAACAACGCUGCCAGCGCCCCAUUCUACGUCGAUUUGGCGUACAUCCCGCAUCACAGCGAUCCUCGAUAUUCGGACGUGGACUUCUUCAAGCGCAUCCGGGCUCGACACUACGUACUGAGUACUCUAGAGCCGUCCGCUCAAGUUCUUGACGCUCUUUUGGAGGGCAAACAAUCCUGGACUGGCGACGACAAAGAUUUAGACGUCACCAUCAUUCCCACCUACGACUCGGACGCACUGGCUACCUGGGUCAGCGCCAACGAGGAUCUACUUGCCCGCAAUCGCAUUGAUUUGGCACCAUCAGCCUCCCGCUGCACGAUCAAUUUACAAGAUCACGAGACUUCUUGCUCGGCCUAUCGGCUGGAAUUUUAAGACGUCCGACUACUAUAAUUCCUCCCUCUUGUUUUCCUGUUGAGAUGUGAGAAAGGCUCCACCCUGCGUUUCCGUGCGUCGGAGAGUGAUUGAAUUGAAAAAGAAGAAACGAACAAAAAGAAAAAUCCCCCCCUCCCAAAAAAAAAAAAAUAUUUGAAAGAAAUCCUGACGAGGUAGACUUUCCUUCCACUUUACUUAUGUAGUGAGCCGAACAAAAAAACAAGAAAACUUUCAUCUUAAUUUAUAUUUAUACUUUUCGGCAUUUCUCGAUAACCAUUGCGCCCUCUUUCAUAGAGCAGCAGCCUCCUCCGAUUAUUGCUGUGAUUUUUUUCUCGAGUUUAGAUAUUUGCCUGCUUCUUGUAUCACUCUCAAGAAACCUUAUUAAGUAGCUAUUAGGCUUGUUAUUUGAAUUGCAAUCCAUUUUUCUCCCCUUUUCUUAUUAUAUUUUCGGAAAAGUGGACACGAGAAGAAAGGAAAAUGUUUGUCGAGGCCAAUGUACGGGUAAAAUAUCAUCAGAGCUAAGCGCAAGCGGGACGACCGUCAACGUGGCGCCCCCAACUUGUGAGGACUUCCGGAAUUUAGUGAAAGAAGCGCAUCGCUUUGAUUUUUCAUUUCAAGGAUGAACAGGGAAUACUGAACGAAAUCAAAGGAACAUUUCUUCCUCGACAUUUUCUUUUGUGCAGCAGCAGCAGCAAUUCAUUAUUUUUUAUUCUAUUUCAUUUGCUCAUUCUUCUUUCAUUCAAACGCUUACAGAAUUCAAAGUGCUAUCCACAUUUGCCCAGGACGUCCGAACGAUACGGAAUAACUAUGGCGGGGAUUUCGAUUUAAACCACAUUAGAAACUCCCCUUCUAAAGUCGAUUGAUAUUCGCAAAAUUAAUGUGAUAUGAGCGAAGGCGAAAAUGAAGAGACACAGGAGCUGAAGAAACGGAUCGGAAUUACCGAUUACCCUCCCAUAUCUGGCGAUCAGUAACAAUCACACAAGAGCACAGCAUUUGUCGGGGAUUCCUUCUGUAUCACCCCAUUUCCCCACUUCCUUUUUAAUUUCAAAAACAAACAAAAAAAAAGAAUUAAAAAAUCCUUGACAAACAGGGCGAGAAUUGCAGCCUCCGAUGUGAUAAAACUUAAGAAAAAUUAAAAGCUCAUCUAGUGAUGGAAGUAGCUGCGAAUUUGAUGCCGACACCGAAAGCCAACGCCCCGAUUCCUGGCAAUAUGCGUAGAUAUGUGCAAGGAAUGAUUUAAUUUUCACUUAUGAUUUCCAAGUGGCUGAAACGACACACACAUAGAAAGAAAAGAGAGACAGAGAGAGAGAGAGUCAAGUGCGGCGAGAAAUGUGAGACACCCAAGUGCAGCUUUUUCGUGAUUCAUGCGUGCGAUAUGGACAAAAUGUUCACGAACUUAAAACCAACCCGAACCGAGAGAAAAAAAAGACGAGACCCUUUUCAAGCGAGAAACGUUCCCCUCCACCCACACAUCCCUCACCGAAUCUUCUACAUCCCGACAGAAAACCAACAAGCAAAAGAAACUCGAAUAUAAUAGUCUUCAGUGUUUUGUGAGUAACUUCUUGCAGUGCUUUGAAGCUUUUAGAUAAUCAUCGAUAUGAUUAGAUACACUAUAUUAUAAUACAGUAUAAUUCAACUUUCAAGCUUACCCAUAUAUAUCCCCUCCCUCUACCACAAAAGUCACAACACUGUCGAAUCUGUUCCCACGUGGAUCGGCCCUAUGGCGUCUGAACACCAAAAGUCCAAUCCGGGCCGAUCCUGACACACCAUUUUUCCCGUCUCUUUACCCGUCUAUCUCUUAUAUAUCUUCACUCGUGCACCAUCUCAGCUUUUGUGCUUUCGACAUUCCCAUUAUAUAAUCCCGCGAGGCACACGUUCACCGUGCAUCCUGACAGGUGUCUACUUAUCUUUCCUUUAUUUCCGUUUCGAGUAGCUUUCCUCCCCCAUUUAACUAAUUAUGUAUCUUCUCGUGCAAUUAGAUCCGUUUCUCUGUUCGGUUGGUAUUACAUCUGUUUUGUUGCCUGUACAUGAUUUUCGUAUUCAGUAAAUUUUGUAAGGCGCAAUCCACUCGAAGGAAAACCAGGUUGCGUUCGGUAGCCUCUGAUAUACCCUCUCUCCUCCCUACACACAUACACACGAUGAAUCUUAAUUCUUUUUCCACCUAUUUCAAUAUGAUUUUAUUCUGCCCUCAAUUUAUUUUGCGUGUGCUGUUGCCGAUGCUAAUAUCCCUACAGCAUUUACAUACAUACGAAGCUGAGUCGGACUCUUUUAAUGGUCUCUGAAAAUGACCUAGUCAAACAGAGUUCCGCAUUCCGUUCAACUUCUUUCCCUUCUAUAUAUUCCUUCUGUGUACUGAGCUGUAUACCUAGGAGCUGUAUACCUAGCAUCCGUGUAACGCCACUCUUCAAUACAUACCAUAUGGUGAAUAUUAAACAAAA